Molecule: messenger RNA, 1014 nt
Organism: Paramecium sonneborni
Lineage: Eukaryota; Ciliophora; Oligohymenophorea; Peniculida; Parameciidae
Source: the annotation of a GenBank genome assembly
AUAAAAAUUUAAGUUUUAGCGCCUUAAUGGAAAACAAUUUAAUUUGGUUAGAAAAAUAUCGUCCAAAAACAUUGGAUGAAGUACAUGGUAAUUUAGAUAUAGUAGAUAAACUAAGAGCAAUAGCUAAAAUGGGAAAUGUGCCAAAUAUUAUAUUGGUAGGUCCUCCUGGAAUAGGAAAGACUAGUAGUGUACUUUGUUUAGCUAGAUAAAUAUUGGGAGAUUCAAUAAAAGAAAGUGUACUUGAAUUAAAUGCAUCUGAUGAUAGAGGUAUAGAGACAGUAAGAGAAUAAAUAAAAGGAUUUGCAUAAAAAAAAGUUAAUUUAUAAGAAGGGAAACAUAAAAUAGUUAUCUUAGAUGAAGCAGAUAGUUUAACAGAAGGUGCAUAAUAAGCAUUAAGAAUGAUUAUAAGUGAUUAUUCUAAUUCAACAAGAUUCGUAUUAUCUUGUAAUGAUUCUACUAAAUUGAUUGAUGCUAUUUAGAGUAGAUGCUGCAUUUUGAGAUUUAAUAGAUUAGGAGAAAAUGAAAUUAGAGAUAGAUUGUUAGAAAUUAUAAAAUAGGAAGAUGUGACUUAUACUAAAGAUGGCUUAGAUGCAUUAACAUUUACAGCUGAAGGAGAUAUGAGAUAGGCUAUUAAUAAUUUAUAAGCUACAUUUACUGGAUUUGGAUUAGUUAAUAGAGAAAAUGUAUUUAAAGUUUGUGAUAUUCCUAAUGUUGAUGAUUUAAAAUUAAUUUUAGAUUAUAUGAUGAAAGGCCAAUUCUAAUCUGCACAAUCUCUUAUGAAGACUAUUUUUGAUGAUGGUUAUAUGGCUUAUGAUAUUACUAAUACAUUCAAUAAAGUUAUACAGAAUUAUACUGAAAAUAGAGACCUUCAAUUUGAAUUCCUUAGAUAAAUUGCCUUUCUUAAAGCUAGAAUUUUAGAAGGGCUACCUACAUUCUUAUAGAUGUCUGGAUUCAUUGCUAAAUGUUGUAAUAUUUCUAAAAGUUAUCACAACAAAUGAUUAUAUUAUUCAAUCC